Molecule: messenger RNA, 3611 nt
Organism: Microcebus murinus (gray mouse lemur)
Lineage: Eukaryota; Metazoa; Chordata; Mammalia; Primates; Cheirogaleidae
Source: RefSeq, a predicted model, not a curated record
CAGAGCAGCUCUCAGAGCUGAGGCCAAGCGGACACCCUGUCUCCAGCUGCUGGGGCGAAGGCCGGCCGGGCUGCACUGGCUCCGUCAUGCCCUCCGCCUCUCCAGCAGAGCCCUCCGUCUUGGCAGCCCCCAAUGCCACGGCGGCAGUGGCGGCGUGGACCAACGUCAGCCUGCCCGAGGUGCCCCUGUUCCACCUGUUUGCGCUGCUGGACGAGGAGCUGCACGCAGCCUUCCCGGGCCUGUGGCUGGCGCUGAUGGCAGUACAUGGCGCCAUCUUCCUGGCGGGCCUGGUGCUCAACGGGUUGGCGCUGUACGUGUUUUGCUGCCGCACCGGGGCCAGGACGCCGUCGGUCAUCUACACGAUCAACCUGGUGGUGACCGACCUGCUGGUGGGCCUGUCCCUGCCCACGCGCUUCGCGGUCUUCUACAGCACGCGUGGCUGCCUGCACUGUGCCUUCCCGCACGUCCUCGGCUACUUCCUCAACAUGCACUGCUCCAUCCUCUUCCUCACCUGCAUCUGCGUGGACCGCUACCUGGCCAUCGUGAAGCCUGAGGGCUCCCGCCGCUGGCGCCAGCCUGCCUGUGCCAGGGCCGUGUGUGCCUUCGUGUGGCUGGCUGCGGGCGCCGUGACCCUGUCCGUGCUGGGCGUGACAGCCAGCAGCCGGCCCUGCUGCCGCAUGUUCGCGCUGACCGUCCUGGAGUUCCUGUUACCGCUGCUGGUCAUCAGCGUGUUCACGGGCCGCAUCAUGUGUGCGCUGUCACGGCCAGGCCUGCUGCGCCAGGGCCGCCAGCGCCGCGUGCGGGCCAUGCAGCUGCUGCUCACGGUGCUCGUCAUCUUCUUUGUCUGCUUCACACCCUUCCACGCCCGCCAGGUGGCUGUGGCCCUGUGGCCUGACGUGCCACGCCAUGCAAGCCUCGUGGCCUACCAUGUGGCCGUGACCCUCAGCAGCCUCAACAGCUGCAUGGACCCCAUUGUCUACUGCUUCGUCACCAGUGGCUUCCAGGCCACCGUCCGUGGCCUCUUCCGCCGGCGUGGAGCAGAGUACACGCCCAGCAGCAACGUGGUCGGCAUGAACAAGAGCUCCAAGGGCUCUGGCCACCAUCACAUCCUCAGCGCCGGCCCUCACGCCCUCACCCAGGCUCUGGCCAAUGGGCCCGAGGCUUAGGGAGCACUGCAGGGGGCCAAAGGUGCGGCUCUGCCCAGCCUGCCAGCCCAGACGCCUGCCGUGCCAGGGCGGCAAAUGGGUUUCAUCCUGACGGACGGGCGGUGGCUGCCCAGGGCACUGCAUGGGAUUCUAAGGCCGCUGCACUGAGGCUGAUGAACGAUGUCUGCCACGGCUGUGGUGGCCUGAAUGCCAGUAGUUUGCUAUCCCUGGGCUAUACUGUGCCCACUGAAAACUCAGAGGGGUUGCCAGGAGCUGCUCCCUACCGGGGUCCUUAUGUCCCCGGGACGAGUUCCUCAGAAAAAGGGACACAGAUUGUUUAAGCACUAGAGAUUCUCAAGAGGGUUAAAAAAAAAAAACCCUGAAGAGCCACUCUACCCCACCACACACACACACGGGUAAAAGAACAAGGACAGAGAGACAAUAUUAGGGGAUGUAAAUGUUGCAUGAAUGGAAGGGAAGGGCACUUGUCCCUGCAAGACCCGCCCACCUGAGAAUUGCAGGGUAAGACGGCAGGCACCCACUGCACUGUGCUGUGACCCAGUGCUUUAUAUCUGGGUUGACACUUGAACCGAAACAAGCACGCACAGGAAGGGCUGUUUUUCAUCCUCGUCUUGGUGCUGGAGGGUUAAGUGACCUGCACAGGUGCCAUAGCCGGGCAAUGGCAGGGUCAGAAUCAAAGCCCAGCCCGCCCUCCGACGCCCCUGCAGCUCCUUCCGUGAGUACUGCUCAGACCUUCCCAAGCCAACUCCAGAAAUGGCCUCAGAAGAUCCUAUCCUGUCUGCUGUCCUAGGACAACAGCAGAGCUCAUGCCCCAAGAACAAAGUCACAUAGCAACUUGAGCCCAAGCCUGCCAACCUGAUGCCACCAUCUCCCUAUACAAAGAGCCCUUUGAUCUCCCCUCCGGGGGGCAGGGAGGGCUCCAACUGCUCUGGCCUGGCCCUUCCUGUCUCCCAUGCCUUUGCUGGGGAGGGAGACUUUCUCUGGCUUGGAACACUUCCUCCAAGCCAGACUCCAGGAUUGCCUCCCAUGUGCCUUCUGUCAAGUGUCUAAGCUCCCAUGAGUCCUUUCCAGACCAAUGUACAAAGGAGGGGAGCCUGUGGCAGGGGAGAGGCGCUCUAGACAUCCCUGGCAACUCCAGCCACCAGACCCUACCCUCACACUUGGCCACAACCACUGAAGCAGGUGAGACAGACGCUGGGCCCAGGUCCCACGUGCUCAGGGUGAUGGUGGCCUGUAUGGCCGGAGCGAAGCAGGGCAGGGUCUGGUGCAGGCAAGGGCCAGGGCUCUGCAGCUCAGCUCUAGACAGAGUAUCCUGUCCCCAAGUUCAGGGUCCUGGAGAGAGGACUGGGUAGAAGGUAGAAAGGCUAUUUGUAUCCCCAUUUUACAGACAAGGAAACUGAGGGAGAAAGGACCUUCAGAGUCACGGAGUGAGUACCUGGUGAUCCGAGGCCAGUAUUGUCCUCUCCAACCCACACUCACAAGUCACCUUGGUCAGGGACCUUGGCCUCCGUUUGUUCAGGGGCUCUGGGUUCUCUUGCUCCAUCAGGGAGACCCUCAAAGCCCCAGGGACCACCCACCAGCUCCCCCUUGCCCCACCCAACCCUGCUCUCCAUGUGACCUGGGGCAUGACACUCACCCUCUGACCUCAAUUCCCUGCACUGUGAGGACUACCUCUCUGGGCCAUGCUGUGAGGAGGCAGAGGGCACUGCGAAGGGCUGCUUGGACAGGGGGACAGCCUGGCCUCUCAGUCCCACUGGGUGUCACAUGCAGCUCCAUGGCCUCCCUUCUUCUUCUGCACUACAUCUCCUUCUCUGCCAAUGUCCUGUGCCCCACCGGCCUUCUGCUCCCAUCAGACCUCCCCCAACCUGGUCCCAUUUCUGGUCAUCACUCUAAUUCACACUAAAGAGGGAAUGGCUGACACCAGCUGACUGCUAUGCUUGGGGGUGCAGGGGUUGCAAUCUUUCUGGAAUAAUCCCUUCCUCCAGGAGGAGGUAUCUUCAAAGUGGGGAGCCAGGUCCCCCCUCGUUGGCCGUAAUUCUGAAACCUCACCAUUCAGCCUGGGUUCCUUGGGGCUUCAAAGGCUUCUCAGACUGCAAGAGCCUUGGCCGGGAAGGACGUCCAGGGCCUAAAUGGGAGCCUUCAAUCACCGUCCCGCUUGACUGGAUGGGCCGCCUGUCCUCUGGGAGCCCAAAGCCUGGCAGGCCCCUGUGCAGAACCCUCAGUCAGCAGGCCUCAGUUUCCCCACAGCCCACUCCUCUUUCUCCUCUCCUCUGCCUUGUAGCUGGAGGGUCAGGGUCUGCCCCGGGCCCUUACUGGGCCCCACAGCCCCCAGAUGCUCGCCCCCUGCUCCUUACCGUGGCCCCCACAUCCCUUCCUCAGUGGGUCCGGCAGCCCGGGAGCUUUGCAGGUCAGGUGGGUGUGAGGUCUGUGCGUCCCCCUCCCCAU